Molecule: messenger RNA, 2909 nt
Organism: Periophthalmus magnuspinnatus
Lineage: Eukaryota; Metazoa; Chordata; Actinopteri; Gobiiformes; Gobiidae
Gene: slc39a4
Product: solute carrier family 39 member 4
Exons: 12
Coding region: 141-2117 (658 amino acids)
Biological process (GO): intracellular zinc ion homeostasis; zinc ion import across plasma membrane
Cellular component (GO): membrane
Molecular function (GO): zinc ion transmembrane transporter activity
Source: RefSeq, a predicted model, not a curated record
UAAACUGAUAAAGAGUUGAGCCCAAGACUGUGCGCUUCAACGAGUCCUGACUGACAUCCAGGACACUGGCAAACCAUAUCAACACGUUUCUUUUUUUCCUUAAAAAAAAAAACAAAACUAAACAAAACAUUUUCUUCAAGAUGUAUUCCUCGUCAGUCCUUCUUUUCCUCUCCAUAUUCGUCUUCUAUGCGUCCGGUUCGCCCGCGCUGGAGCACGUGUACCGGGACGUGGUGAGCGCGGUGGCACCGGGGGAGCAGCAUCUGUCCCGGACAGCCGUGCGCGCCGUCUUUAAUACACUGGAGAACCGUGUGCAGUGUGGCGAAGUGUCGUGUGAAAAGUGCAGUCCAGCAGAUGCCGUUGACCAGCUGAUAACCACACACCAUGAGGAUAACACAGGACACGGUUUGUACAUAAGUGUACAAGACUUCAGUUUUGUGGCAAGUGGCAGCGUCCUUUACCUCAGCUCUCCAGGACCGGUUUGUUCAGCGAUAAAACAAGGAACGUGGAAAGAGGAGACCGAGCAUUUCCUCCAUGAGACUGAUGUUCAUACAGUGGAGAUGCUGCUGCAGAGUCUCCACUACAGGCCUAAGGAGAGCCAGAGCUGCAUUGGGGCAGGUGACCUCAUAGGUGGACAUGAGGAUGGUGACAUCGUGGUUGUUUUGGGCCGUAUCCUGUUCCACACUCUGGAGGGGCACUGCUUUGCAAGUACCGCUCUGCCAAAUGAGAGCUUCUUCAUAAAUAGCAUCAUGGAGCGACUGGGGUCAAAUAACUUCACUGUGGAAGAGUUGAAAUUUCUCAUGAAGAGUCUGCAGCUGGGACCAGACUCAGGGGAUGGACACAGUCACGGUGAUGAACAUGACGACCAUGACCACUCUGACCACGGGAGAAAGAGGAGGAGCACACAGAGGAAGAGGGGUGCACUACAACACACAGGAACGAGUGGAACCAACAGCUCAUGGGAUGAGCAUUGCUUCUCUGCUGAGGAGUUGAUGCAGAUCUACGGUCUCAUAAACAGCAGCUCUGAGGCCGGAUCAGACCUUGCUCGGCUCAGUCCAGCUCUGGUCCAGCAGGUCCUGAGUGGAGCCUGUUAUGGGACCACCAAACCUGUCAACCCUGAUGGUCUCAGCCAAACUGAACGAUACCUCUAUGCGACUCUGGCCAAUGUGGUGAUCACCCUCUUUGCCAUGUUUGGGAUCGUGGUCCUGGUCUUCACCUCUUGCACCACCGUCUUCCAGCUCUGUAUUCAGUUCUGCAUCAGUAUGGCUGUGGGGUCCCUCACUGGAGAUGCACUGCUCCAUCUACUGCCAAUGUUCCUUGGUCUCCACAUACACGCAGAGGAGAGCAGCAAUGACCAUGUGCACUCGGUCGGCGCACCUCCAGAUUAUUUUCUGAAAAUGUUGGUGGUGAUGGCUGGAAUCUACUACUUCUACCUCAUGGAGACACUCUUCUCUCUCAUCUCGCACAAAAACAAAAAACACCAACAUACACAUCAUCACGGGGAUGAAUCUGACCCACACCACUGUGACCAUGGAAGAGUUUUAGAAAUGUAUCAACAAGAAAAGAAACAAAAAGAAAAGAUUCAGUCAGUGUCAAAAGUAGAUCUGGUUACCUAUGAGGAGGAAAAACCUAAGAAGGAGCGCACACAAGAGCAGCGGCUUCUGCCAUAUAUGAUUACUAUUGGAGACAGUAUCCAUAACUUUGCUGACGGGCUGGCGAUGGGAGCAGCCUUCUCUGUGUCGUGGAAGUCUGGUUUAGCCACAUCCAUUGCUGUCCUGUGCCACGAACUACCUCAUGAACUGGGAGACUUUGCCAUCCUGCUGCAUAGUGGUGUCUCCAUUCGCAGAGCGCUGCUGCUGAACGUGCUCAGUGCUCUGACCUCCUUCUUUGGUCUUUACAUCGCUCUGUCUGUGGCCACUGAUGUGAGCACGCAGCAGUGGAUCGCAGCGGUGACUGCAGGGCUCUUCCUGUACGUGGGGCUAGCUGACAUGCUCCCCACACUGGUGCACAUCGACAGCAGGAGGCCUUGGAUGGUGUUUCUACUGCAGAACCUGGGCCUCCUGACUGGCUGGGCCAUCCUGAUCCUGCUGUCUCUCUAUGAGGACCAAAUCAGGCUUUAAACAAAGGAUCAAUAGAUAUUUUUUAAAUUUAAAUCUGACGACACAUCACUUGUUACUUCUUGGACAUUGCAGAGUUUAAAAGAAAACAACUUGUAAAACAACAAGACUAUCCCCAGAUAAUGUUAUCUGCUGUUAUGUGGAGACACCAGUGCCUUCGUAGAAAACACCUGGACAUGGCUGGGAAUUAGGCUAUUGUUUUAUAUGUUGGGGUUUUAAACACCAGAUAUUUUACAUUUUCAUUAGAAAUAUUUUGUGAUUUUGCGACUGCGCAGUUGGUGAAUUUCAUGAGCUAAAGAUUUCUUCUGAAUUGUAUUUUAAAGUUGAGCUUGUUUAUAAAUGUGUACUGAAAAAUAUGUUGGCCCCACAGCAGAAUCAUUUAUAGAAAGCAAUGACCCAGUGUAAAUAGUUUGUUUAUUGGUAUUAUUUUGUUUGUGGUUUUAUAAAGUAGUUAUGGUUAAGGUACACUUUCUUGUCCCUGUGACAAAAGUCUUUUGCAUUUGACCCAUUCUUCAAUGCCACUGAUACAAUGUGUCAAGAGCAGUGGGUGCCACAGUGCAGGGACCCAUCUCUAAAUCAUGAGCUAGGUCAGAGCCACCUUAGCUGGAAGACUUUACAUUUUGGGUUGACCGGAGUACCCAGAGGAAACCCACUCAGAUACAGGAAGAAACAUGCAAACUGCACUCAGAAAGCUCUGGGCAUCCCGGGAAGCGAAAGCAGUAAUUUGCUACUAAUUUUAACACAUCUUCCUGGUUGUCCUCUGUAUAUGACAGAUUAAACUGAUUGACUCCUCUU